This is a messenger RNA of Durio zibethinus, 2205 nucleotides long. RefSeq names its product actin-related protein 2/3 complex subunit 3. The record is from RefSeq and is a predicted model, not a curated record. NCBI's taxonomy places the organism in Eukaryota, Viridiplantae, Streptophyta, Magnoliopsida, Malvales, Malvaceae. Gene Ontology annotation, cellular component: Arp2/3 protein complex; cytoskeleton. Gene Ontology annotation, biological process: Arp2/3 complex-mediated actin nucleation; regulation of actin filament polymerization.
AAAACGUUUUCAAGAGGUUGUUGGACUCUGAUGAUAAAAGGGAAUGGUAGUUUUGACUCUUCAUUAAGGGGUUAACACAAGAUAUGAACAAAAUCUACGUAAACGAUCUUGACAAAGUCUUUAACAUGUUGUUGUGGUUGUAGCUAGAAAGCUUGAUGACCUAAAAAAUUUACAAGAUGGUAUGGUAUGAGCUGUAUAGUUUUUCACUUUUUUCUUGGUUCAAGCUAAGAGACUAAAGAAGCCAAGUUGUCAGCCUGUGACUGUGUCUGGUUGGUGGUAUGAUGGCUAGACUGUUUUGUUUUGACUCAUCAACCUUACCUUAGUGGUGCCAUGUGUGGGUAAAAGGGACAUGAACAAGGUCCAAAGAGGUUUGAUUUUGAUUGAAUUCUUCUAUAUACAGGAAUAAGUAGUCAUUAUAUCACAGUGGAAAAUCCCUAAUUGAGUUCAGAAAUAAACAGAUAUUGAACACAGGAGCUUCGCCUGCGACUUGUUGACUGGGGCUAAAACUAAGUCUAGUGUAUUAAAAAAAUGGUUGGAAAAUUGUUUUCAGCGCCAACCAACAUAUUGCAACGUGGGGCUGAUACCUGAAGCACUCUGUAUAUUUUUAUUUAUUUCUUUCUUUCUUUCAUACUACUAGUUUCUUUUACAAUUGUUUUGAUUGGUACAACGUGAAAGAAGCUCCGAGCACAAGGUUGAAAGAUACAACUGUCCUGACCAACUUCACGACAGCGCCAGCUCAUAAACAGCUGAUACCCAAACGUCUCAGACACUUGUGGCCCAUGCUAAUACCAAAGAGUAGGCCCGAUGAACGGCAGCCAUAGUCAGCAUUACAUAUCUUUUCUCUCAUGACAGUUGGUUUCUUUGCGUUCCAGGGCUUGUAAACAUUUCAUGUCCAAGGGGACUAAGGGGUUGCCGAUAGAUGCUGAAUCUAAUUUACGAUUUCACAUUGUAUUAAUAAACUAACUUUUCUUGGCUAUAAAAAGAGAAUUAAUUAAGUAUGACACCUUAAACAGGAAAGACCAGCUUGUGGGGGCCUGCUGUCGAUCUUGCGUGGGUGUUAGGCCUUUUUCUUGCAGAUCUUCUUUCUUAGCCUUCAUGUUUUAUUCUUGGUUUGGGCCUUGUAGUUAGACCUUCUUCAGAGUUCAAUAUCAUUCUUAUGGUAGUUGCAGAAAAUCAGCUCUAUGGCCCAGUUAACUAGUGGCCUCAUUGCAAAGGCAAGAGCGGAGAUUGCUGUUGAAAGCGUUUGUUGGCAGUAAGUUGCUCGAUCCUUUUCUUGUUUUCCACCAUAUCCACUAUAUGAUUGCAUGGAACAACACCCACCAUCAUCCAGAAAAUUUUGUAAGGAAAUUUGCUGAAACAUUUGGUUGACCUCUUUCCCUUUUGGGAAAAUCCAACUACUUGAUUUUGUUUAUUUGGAUAAAGAAAUUCAAAGAAAAUGGUUUAUCACUCUAGUUUUGUUGAUGAGGAAGGAAUUACUAAAGCUUGCGGAUGUCCUUUACUUCCUUUGAAAAGUCAUAUAAAGGGUCCUGCUCCUGUUUCAGAUCAAGAUAAAACUGAUAUUGUUGAUGAAGCAAUCACAUUCUUUCGUGCCAAUGUGUUCUUUAGGAACUUUGAUAUUAAGAGCCCUGCAGAUAAGCUCCUAAUAUAUUUGACUUUCUACAUAAAUGUGGCUCUGAAGAAACUUGAGGGCUGUAGAACCUUGGCUGAAGGGACCAAGGCAAUCAUUAACUUGGGCUUGGAAAAGGUUCCUGUACCUGGAGAAUCUGGUUUUCCUUUUCCAGGGCUGUUUGCGCUUCCACAGUCUCAAAAGGAAGCAGAACUGCUCAGGAAUUAUCUGAAGCAAAUAAGAGAAGAAACAAGUGGGAGACUGUUGAGUGUCGCCUAUAGGCCCAAUGGAACUCCAAAUAAAUGGUGGUUGGCUUUUGCAAAAAGGAAAUUCAUGAACAUCAUUGUUCCAUGAAAAAAAAAAAAACGUUGUAUAUCCUAUCAAAAGUAACAUGGAAAAGCAUGCUGACUUUUGAUAUUAUAAGAUGAUAUGUUUUGAAUGUCUGUAACAUAAUUAAGUUUUACAUUUCUUCAGAUUCUUUUGAUGGAAAUUAGUAUUUUCAUUGACUUGAUUGCUUCAUGAAACAAGGGAGCAGAAUAAGGGUCAAUUUGGCUUCAUACUCUGCUUCGUGGUAUUAAAAUUGGUUAUGCGUUUAAAUC